AUGUGGAAACGACUGCAGGGGCAUAUGCGCGACGGACAGUUUCGCGACAAAGACAGACAGAUUGGGAAUCCUGUACUGGUUGAAACAACCUACGACGAGGAUCAGCUUAGGCACAUCCCUAACGUCUCCCAAGCGCAAAAUGCCAGUAACCAAUUUUAUGCACCACCCGCACAACCCUACGCGGAUCUUCCUCCCCCGCAAUUCGGUCACCAGUACAGAACGUCACAAGUACCCACGAUUUCUUCUAUUUACUCGCAACCUUCUCCAGGCUUGAGACACGACCAGCGCACCCCUGCAGGCGAGGCCCGUUUCGACGUAUCCCCGCCCAGCUCACCAGAACCCGACGAGUACCAGCAACAGAAUCCCAGUCAACCUCGAAGGUUCCGAUCCAUGCGUGACGUUUCUCCCGUCGAUGAAAACCGAGGAAAAGGAGGACCUUCGCCACGGGGCGGCAGCAAUAUUCCUGUCAUGCGCAAAGCGCCCCCCGGCCUUCAAAACCAGGAGACCACGAGUACGCAAAAGUUCUGGGGAGGUAAAGUCGCGCCAAAUAGCAAAGUGCUCUGGGAUGAGUAUUCGGGCGAACCAACAUCCGGAAAUGCUGGCAAGGCGGCGCGAGUCACUCCGGGUUCCUAUCAGAAGGGUGCAUCCCCACCUUCCGCACGGCUUCGCGAGACCGGAUACGAUGUCAAAGUAACUGGGAAUUCGCGUAGAAACCAAUCCCUCGCAGAACGAGCCAAUCGUUACGGGACAAAGCCUGCACCGGUUGACACAAGGCGCCAUGAGCCAUGGAGUCGGGCAACUGGGCGCACAGAAAUUGUAAAACCAUUCAAAGACCAACCAUCCGACAAGCCUUUGAAUGUGCGGAAAGCGGGAACAGCCAUCCGCGCGGAAGAGUUUGAUAAGGAUGCAUCAAACUCGCUUACGACGAACGCAGCACGCGUUCCUGAGAGAGCUGACACCGCGCCUGUCGCAGACAACCCAGCCGCAGACGACCUGCAUGAAGAACCCAUGAAGCCCAUAGUUCCACUCAAAAUCGCCAGAACCUCGCUCUCCCGGGACGUCGUGUCACCCACCUCUCCGCAUAAUCCAGGGUCUGCCAAUCCUUACACUUACAGCCCCGUCACACCGACAAACAAACAAGUCUCGACAGGGCCGACGAACGAGGAGGCCCAGGUGAGAACGGGACAAGCACGACCUGACCCGACGACUCCAACAAGGGGCCCACAGCAAGCGACGGAAGUCACACCGGGAUCAACAGGUGGUAAAAGCAAAGGACCUGACAGUCGCUUCUCAUGGACAACAUACAACAGUAGCACAACGUAUCAGCAUUCGCCUCCACCCUCACCGCCGCCUCCAAUACCGACGUCCCGCGUUCCUAGUGAACCGGCAUCUGCUGCAUCGGCCAUCCUCAAUCGCAAGCGACCUUCCGCCGUUGCUCGAAAGCCUGUCGGAUCCUUCGCCUCUAUAGCUUCUACUGCUACUGUGGACUCCGCUAACGUGGAGUCGGCACGCAACACGAUGAUUUCCAACGGACCACCAUCCCCCCGGGCGGAAUCCACCUUCUCCACUAGCACGCACAAAGCCCUCCCCCGGCCACCCACGGAGCUCGCAGCCGCUGAUCACAUUGAGAUCUUAGAGUCGCAGAUGGAAGACCUCAAGGUCCGGCGGAACAAUGUCUACCGUCUUCUCAACGACCUGAACAACAUGGCGCCGCCGAACCCAAUGGUGACGGACUUCAAGCGGAUGCGCCUCGUGGAGCAGCGGAAGAAGGACUUCGCGGACGAGCUGGCGGAAAUCAAGCGAGAGGAGCAUGAUGUGGGGCUGAAGCUCCAUCGAGCAUGGCGAAAGAGGGAGAUGGCGGAUCCGGGGAGCGAGAGCGCACUGUGGAUCAGAAGAGUUACAUCGUAG
Paraphaeosphaeria sporulosa is the source of this 1908-nucleotide messenger RNA. RefSeq lists its product as uncharacterized. The record is from RefSeq and is a predicted model, not a curated record. Lineage: Eukaryota; Fungi; Ascomycota; Dothideomycetes; Pleosporales; Didymosphaeriaceae. The transcript is spliced from 2 exons. Bases 1 to 1908 code for a protein of 635 amino acids.